Molecule: messenger RNA, 797 nt
Organism: Owenia fusiformis
Lineage: Eukaryota; Metazoa; Annelida; Polychaeta; Sabellida; Oweniidae
Source: the annotation of a GenBank genome assembly
UGUUAGUGGAAUACAAAUAGUUGAGCAUAACAUGACAGAACUCACAAUUUUUGGUUUUGUACCACGACGUGUAGAACACAUGUCUGACUUUCUGCGCAUCCAUGUAUUACAAGAGCAUGGAGGAAUAUACAUAGACAAUGACAUCUUAGCAUUGAAAAGCAUUGAACCCCUUCGACACUACGAUCACACUCAAGGUAUAGGUCUCCAUGGUGAUGGUCUCUCAAAUGGCGCCAUUAUCGCAAAAAAGGAAUCCAUUCUUUUCAAUCUUUGGAUAGAGGCAUACAGGACAUAUAAAACAUUUGGUAAGUCUGACAUCAGAAAUAACAUCCGUCUAUGGGGAUACUAUUCAAUCCACAUUCCUAGGAUGCUACUCACAAUAUAUCCGCACCUUGUGCACAUAGAGUCGCAAACCCUGAUAAAACCAAAACCAAGUGUUUACAUGGACAAGAGAAGAAUAAAAUAUGUCUGGGAGAAUAAUUACUCUAUUCAUGUAUGGCAACGUCUUUUGACUGUUCCUGACAGUCCAGAAAAAAUUCCAGAUUUGCCGUCAGAGUCUCUUCUUCGGCAAGCUAUGGAAUAUAUUUGGUUUGACAGGAAACCUUUGGAUAUGGCAUAACAAUGAGACUCAACAAUGACAUGCAGUUCCAUCGUGCCCCCUUUGUCUUAAUCUUUCCAAACGAAAGAUAAGAGGGGGUCUGGUAAACCUGGUAGACCAAAAUUACGCAAUUUGUGAAAUAGUGAAAAUAUGACAUACAUUAGCUGUAGAAUUAAAUGCCAGGAUUCAUGCAACAUUAGAA